Molecule: messenger RNA, 1347 nt
Organism: Hansenula anomala
Lineage: Eukaryota; Fungi; Ascomycota; Saccharomycetes; Phaffomycetales; Wickerhamomycetaceae
Gene: ITT1
Product: RBR-type E3 ubiquitin transferase
Exons: 1
Coding region: 1-1347 (448 amino acids)
Biological process (GO): ubiquitin-dependent protein catabolic process; protein polyubiquitination; positive regulation of proteasomal ubiquitin-dependent protein catabolic process
Cellular component (GO): ubiquitin ligase complex; cytoplasm
Molecular function (GO): ubiquitin protein ligase activity; ubiquitin conjugating enzyme binding; zinc ion binding
Source: RefSeq, a predicted model, not a curated record
AUGACUGAGGAAACUGAACUUCCCGAUGAUCUGGAAGUUUUGAGAUCGAUAUACCCGGAAAUCCAACUAAAGAAUGGUGGCCGUGAACUAGCAUUAGAAAUCAAACUGAAACCAGAAUCUAAAAUUAAUGUGAUUUUACAAUCAAGUGUUGGGAAAGAACUUGGGAGAUUCCAAACCAAGUAUUUUGAGCCUUUGAGGUUCCAUGCCGUGCUGCCCAUGCGUGUUGGCGUUGCAGAAAUAGAAUCAAGCUGGAUAUCAUUGGAUUUAUUGGAUGAGAUGAAGGCGAAAAUUAACAAUUUGGUUCAAGAUGCCGUUGAGACAGAUAUGAUGGAUUCAUUAUUAUACACUGUGAUUGAUUAUCUCACGGUAGAUCUGAUCCAAGAUUUUCAUGGAAAGUUGUUCAACAACGAUAUCAAGACCGAAUCUGAAUCCUAUUACGAAGAGCUUCAACAGACAAGUCAUGAGCAAAGAUUGUUAAAUUUUGCUACAGAUCGUUUCACAUGCUCCAUUUGUCUUGAUUCGUAUGAUGGUGUGGAUGGAUUAUUACUUGACUGUGAUCAUGCUUUUUGCAAACCAUGCUUCAAAGAAUAUGCAAUCCAGAUCAUUAACAAUUCAGAUGAUGCAUCCAAACUACAAUGUCCAAAUUGUCCAAUACCCAACCCUAAAAACCUACAUUUGAAAACAACUUCAGAACUUCGGACAAUCUUAUUCACAUCGAAAAUCACAAAAUCUACAUUAUUACAAGUUGUUGAACCUGAAUUAGUGGAGAAGUAUGAAUCAUUAAGACAUAAUUUCCUUUUUGAAAAAUUUCAACAAUAUUAUCCAUUCUCAUGUUCAAAAUGUCCAAGAUGUUCCCAUUGGGUGUUUCGAGAUGAUGUUGAUGAUAAACUGGUUAUUUGCGAUCAUUGUAAAUUGGCAUAUUGUUUUGAAUGUAAUCAUAGUUGGCAUGGGACUACAAAUUAUUGUGGAUCGAAAUUGAACUCAAUCCCAUAUGAAAUCAUUGAAGAAAUGCUUCAGGAUGAUACUUUAGAAUCUAGAAAGGAAAAAUUAUCACAGAUGUAUGGAAGAAGAACUUUGAAAUUGGCGAUUGAUGCAUUCAUCUCUGAAAAAUUGUUUAGAGAAGCUGUGGAGAAUGAAGAGGAUUUAAUGAGUUGUCCAAAAUGUUCAACCGUUGUGACGAAAUCUGAUGGUUGUAACAAGAUGAAGUACUCGGUUUGCUCAUUCCAUUUCUGUUAUCUAUGUGGUGAAUUAUUGGAUACGGCAAAUCCAUAUACGCAUUUCACUGACUUGAAAUCAGAGUGUUAUGGGAAAUUAUUUGAAGGCAUGCCAGGUACAGAGGAUUUAUAA